This is a messenger RNA of Rotaria sp. Silwood1, 2202 nucleotides long. The record is from the annotation of a GenBank genome assembly. Lineage: Eukaryota; Metazoa; Rotifera; Eurotatoria; Philodinida; Philodinidae.
AUGACGUUGAAUGGUAGAAUGUCUUAUAUGAAUUCGAUUGAUAUUAAAACAAAGUCUCAUUUGUGUAAUGAAUCAGAGAUAUAUGAAGAUCCAGAUGAACAUCAUGCUCCAUACAAACUUAUGUUUCUCUUUUUCAUCCUGUUUAUUGGUUGUCUUUUCAAAACAAUAUUUGUUUCUUUACGUGUUCCAUAUGCUGGUCUCAUUAUAUUAAUUGGUUUUAUAGGCGGUAUUCUCUUCAAUAUUUUUACUAAAGAUGAUACAUUUCUUACUAUAACAACAUCAUCACCUGAUCUAGUUGUUGGCAUUUUUCUACCUGCAUUAGUUUUCGAAUCAGCAUAUCGUAUUGAAUAUCAUGCAUUCAUGAAAUCACUCUAUUCCAUUCUACUUUUCUCAAUUGUUGGUUACUUUAUAUCAUUAUUUAGUAUUUCUACAUUGAAUAAAUGUCUAUUUCUUUUUCAACAAUGGACUUUUCUUCAAUGUUUAAUAUUGGGUAUUAUUCUAAGUGCUACUAGACCUAUAACACUUAUGCGUCAAGCAGACUAUGGGAAAACAAAACGAUUGAGUAUUAUACUCGAAGGCGAAGCAAUAAUCAAUAACAGUCUAGCAAUUAUCUUAUUUAAUGCUAUCAAAAGUUUUGUUGUUGAUGAUCAAUUGUGGCAUACAUUCAAAUUUUUUAAAACAGCAGUUGUAGCUUUAGUAGGCGGUAUUGGUUUUGGUGGCAUAGCUGGCAUAUUGGAAAUUAUCUGUUUACCUCAUUUUUAUGAUGAUCCCAUUAGUGAAGUUACCAUAACUACUGCUAUCCCUUAUAUGCUCUAUUGGUUAUGUGAACAAUUAUAUUCUUCUGGUAUUAUUGCCAUUGUUGUUCUUGGUCUUAUAUUAUCAAAUCAUAAAACUGCACUUAGUUCGGAAGCAGCUAUUUUUAUGGAAAAAUUUGUCAUGAUAAUCAUAUUAACACUAUGUAUUAAUUUAUUUCGUAACUGUCAUUUAUCAUGGAAAGAAUGUUUCCUAGCUACUUGGGGUGAUUUUAAAGGAUCAAUAUGUUUAAUUCUUUGUCUUGCACUUAAAGGUGAAUUUCAACUUGCUAAUAAACAAUUAAUUCAUCAUGCUUCAUCAAAGUUUAAAUAUCAAAUUUUGAUAUAUACAACUAUUAUUGUCUUUCUUUCCAGUUGUAUGAAUUCUACUUAUUCACUUUUACUCAAAAUAUUAAAUUUUACAAAAAUGUCUGAAACAAAAUAUCUUUAUAUGGCACAAUGCGUAGAUUCAUUACGUACUCUUGUCAAAGAAAAAAUUUGUUUAUUAAAAAAGAAUAAAUAUUUAGCUAAUGCUGAUUGGAUUUUCAUUGAAGAAAAUUUUCACAUUGAAAAUCCUCAUACUAUGAAAAUGAUCAAUAAUGACAGUAGAGAUAUCAAUUUAAUUGAUCAUAAUAUAAAAUGUUCUAUUUGUCAUCGACCAAUAUCAAUGGAAUUUAAUCAAAUACAAUAUGAUGAUGUAUUUGAAGAAGCUAGAAUUCGUAUUAUUAAUAUUCAAAAAACAAGCUUCUGGAGACAAUAUCGAGAUUAUGAAAUUUCAACACAAGCUGUUCGUAUUUUAUCAUCUCUUUGUGAUUUUGCAAUCGAUAGCGAAGGUCAAUAUAUUAGUAUUGAUCAACUCAAAUAUUAUUAUAAACCACGAACUAUUGAUUUUAUAUGGAAAUAUUUGAUUUAUACAUUUGGUAUUCAAAUCUAUUUUCGAACAUGGAUUGAUUAUCGAAUUGAAUUUAUUCUGUUGAUAUUAGUAGUAGUUGAAUGUAUUUUUGAAUAUUAUUAUCGUAUCUCUACUAAGUUUAUUUCUCAUCAAACUUGGUCUAUUAUGCAAAUUUUGGUUAUUAUUCAAAUAAUUCGUCUUAUUCGAACAAUAGAAUAUAUCAUAGCUAAUUUAAAUAUUCUUCUUGAACGUAUAGCUAAUCGUUAUGUAACACUCUCACUUGAAUUAUGUAAAGCAUAUAUAUUAAGUGAAGAUGAUGUACUUUCAAAAUUACAUCGUGUUAUUGAAAUUGAUCAAAUUCGAGAACAUUUUCAUAAAGAUUCAAUAAGACGACGAGAUGAAAUUAUUAAUGAAUUAACUUUUAUUCAAAGUGAACAUCCAAAUGUAUCAGCAAGUGUGAAAACGCGUGCAGCUAUACAAAAAUUACUUAAUUAUUCAAAAAAUAUAGUUAUUGUUUAA